Messenger RNA from Castor canadensis (American beaver), 516 nucleotides. The record is from RefSeq and is a predicted model, not a curated record. NCBI's taxonomy places the organism in Eukaryota, Metazoa, Chordata, Mammalia, Rodentia, Castoridae.
CCCAGCAAUCCCCGCAGGAGAGACGUCAAGCCCUUCGGGAUUGACGGAAGAUGGCGUCCGCUACUCGCAUUAUCCAGAGGCUUCGGAACUGGGCAUCAGGGCAAGACCUGCAGGCGAAGCUGCAGCUGCGCUACCAGGAGAUCGCCAAGCGGACUCAGCCUCCUCCCAAACUCCCUGUGGGCCCCAGUCACAAGCUCUCCAACAAUUACUACUGUACUCGUGAUGGCCGCCGGGAAAUGGUGCCCCCCUCGAUCAUCAUGUCCUCACGGAAGGUGCUGGUGUCAGGAAAAACUGCAGAGAGCUGUGACAGCUACUGAGAAGAAGCCGUGACACCUGCUCCUCCUAUGAGGAAGUGGGAGCUAUCCAAGGACCAGCCAUAUCUGUGACACUGUGCCCCAGGCCACCUGGCUAUGUCCUCAGUGCCACCUGACUGCUUUUCCUCCUUGGGGAGAAUGUGACCUAAUUUAUGAUAAAUAAUGGAGUUCCAUAUUGCUUCUGUGUUACCUUUUUAAAAGU